AGAUUGAGAACAUGGUGCAUGAGCUAAAGAAAGAAUUCAUGCAGGUCUUGCAGACUCUUACUGUCAUACAGGAUGACAACAUAGCAGUGAAGAAAAAGCUUGCAGACAUGUCACAGACGUUGGAGUCAGUGCAAAAAGACCAGAAUUAUAUAAGACACAUGCAGAUUGAUGAUGAGGAAUCCAGUAAGAAACAGAAAAACAUUUCAGACAUACAAUUACUGAAGAGGUAAACAGUGUUGGUUUUGGUUGAUGCGUUGUAUCUAUUCUGUGCAACCAUAACCCAUUGGUCAACCUCAGUACUUAAAAUCCAAUAUUAAAAUUUCCAGGUUUUGUUUUUGCAACUCACUUUCAUCUCUGCAAGUGUAUGUGCAUGUUAUUUUAUAAUAAAUAUAUUUAUUAGCAUCUUUUUUUAUCUUUAAUUGUAAAAAUGAAUGUUGGUGUUAACCCCCUCUCUUCUGGUGUACUACUUGUAUGCUCAUGAAAAUGUUGGUAACUAUGAAUACUUACUUAUGCCCGUUGUCCCUCAUGGGGCAUUGGCCCAUCAACAACCACUCUCCAACCACACUCCAGAGUCUUCUGUCCUGGGGCCUAAUUCACAAAGCUCUCUUAGGCUCUGUUAGACAACAAAGCAUCCUCUUUGCAAGUCUUUGUAGCAUUGCACUGCGAUAUCGCAAAGUGGCGAGAGUUUCGUUAAUUAGGCCCCUAGACUCUUGUUUCCAGCUAUCUCCAGGUAACUAUGAUAUGGGUAUGUUAUUUAUUAAAUUAUUUAACUGGUUUUUGUAUGUUUUUUGUUUGUUCAGUCUGAGAUGAGCUGUCUGUCGAGUCAGCUGGCUGCGUUCGUCCAGACACAGGAGAGUCUGGAGGAGAAGGUUCGUCUGCUGCAGGCCGAGAGAAACCUGCUGGUGGAGGAGCUCCUCAAGACCGGCGCCAUCUCGGAGAGAGUCAAACUUCAGCUGUCUGAUAUGAACGGGGCGACCUCUAACAGUGGGUCUCAAGGAGAAUCUGAUCAUCAGCUACAUCACAGCAGAGAACAGCAAGUGAAUGUAGCAGACAGUAGUGUGGAAGAUGGCAUCAUGGCCUCUGCCUGCAAGUGUCUCAAUCUGCUGCAGGCCCUGGAGGAGAAGUGUCUUCUGCCAGAGUUGCCAGACUCCAGUGAUGAGGAUGCAUUCCAGGAGUGGUCUCAGAGUCUUGAGCGCAGAGACUACAAAGAUGAGAAAUCUUGCACCCAGCAGAGCUUUCCUUCUCCAAACAGCAAUCCAACAGACGUCCAGAGGACUUCUGAUGCUGAAAGACAAGAGGCGGUUCAGGCCAUCAUAGACUCUGAGAAAGAGUACAUCUCAAGGCUGUGGUCCCUGCUGGACGGUUACCUGGGCCCGCUGCAAGAGGGUCACGUGAUCAGCACGUGGGAACUGAGCCUGCUGCUGCCCCCGUACCUGCAGCAGAUGUACGACCAGCACGGUCAGAUCCAGCACCUCCUACAGGAGCGGCUCCUCCACUGGAACUGGAGUGGAAUUGUCGGGGAUGUCCUGGCCAGAGUCACUGACACACAGAAAGUAGACAACUUGAUGAGCCUGUAUCAGAACUACCUGUCUGACUUCCCUGCCAUUGUCAGCUGCUUGAGGAGACAGCUUGCUCAGUCGAGGCAGUUCAGGAUGUUCAUUAAGGUAUGGCAAUAUUUGUCUUUGAAACAAGGCAUCCAUUUUAAAACAUUAUACACCAAAAUAAAACCAUUCCAGGACAUUCCAGCUUACUGUCUACAAAACUAAAUUUCACCAGUCUAAGAUCAUUAUCACAUUAUUUACUGGUUGUGACUGAUUGAAUAAAUAGGUUUGUGCAGAUUUUGACGUCUGCUUGGUGUCCAAAUGGCAAAGCAGUAUUUCUCUGAACUCUUGUUUUGAUUACAAAAUAAAGCAUACACCUUAACCUUUAGACUACUGGAUUAAUUUUUAACAAAAACCACGUUGAGUGGGUACAA
Gigantopelta aegis is the source of this 1975-nucleotide messenger RNA. RefSeq names its product rho guanine nucleotide exchange factor 33-like. The record is from RefSeq and is a predicted model, not a curated record. Gene Ontology annotation, molecular function: guanyl-nucleotide exchange factor activity. Lineage: Eukaryota; Metazoa; Mollusca; Gastropoda; Neomphalida; Peltospiridae. The transcript has 7 exons. The coding region runs from base 807 to 1766 and encodes 319 amino acids.